This is a messenger RNA of Chaetomium fimeti, 1749 nucleotides long. RefSeq lists its product as uncharacterized. Lineage: Eukaryota; Fungi; Ascomycota; Sordariomycetes; Sordariales; Chaetomiaceae. The record is from RefSeq and is a predicted model, not a curated record. Bases 298 to 1485 code for a protein of 395 amino acids. The transcript is spliced from 7 exons.
CAGGAGCAACCCGCUGUGUCUGCGAAAGACCGCCGUGGCCGUGGCAAGCCGGCCAAGUCUCUCACCUUUCCCCGAACGUGGAUCUACACAGUACUGCGUAGAAGACUCCACGCCACGGCCCAACUACCUACCUACAAUCACCGGCAAGCAACUUUUAAACUUUGUGACGACGAGCCAUAGCCGGUUACCCUUCGAACAUUCCCCACCGUCAUAGCGUCGGGCCAACCACGAUAGUCCAGGGGUCGAGGAAGGGUGGGUUUUCAGACGGAGUUCAACACCGAUGCUUCACCCGACCUCAUGAGCUCAGGAUCGCCAGCCGGACCCGGAGGCGCCUCCGGCACUCCCAUGGCCGAAUUAGACCAUGACGACCUCGGCCCUAACAUCCUCGCGGCGAAUUACACGACUUGGGCAAUUGCCGUCAUCUUCGUUUUGCUAAGGUUUUGGACUCGCGUGAGGAUUGUACGUUCUCUCGGCCCGGCGGAUUGGUUCAUCGCCGCCUCAGUAAUAGCGGCGGGAUGCAUGUGUAUUAGUCAAGCGGAACAAGUCAAAUACGGCAAGGGUAAACACAUUUGGGACAUCGAUAUGGACACCGACUGGAUCCCACAGAGGAAGGCAUGGUGGUUCUCGCUCCUGUGUUACAUCCUCACACUGUUCCUAACCAAGGUCUCCAUCUGCCUCCUCUAUCUCACCAUCUUCACCUUAGAGUGGGCCCGGCGAGCCUGCUACGGUGUGCUGGCCAUCGUCAUCAUCACAAAUCUAUGGGCGAUAGCGACGACUCUCACCUACUGCAUCCCCCUGGAGGCAGCUUGGGACUCGAGCAUCGAAGCUUCCUUUUGUCAGGGCCAAGACGCCUGGUGGGCAAACACAGGAAUCAUCGUCGUAACCGACCUAAUGAUUUUCAUCCUCCCCAUCCCGAUCAUCGCGCCACUCAAACUCCCCCGCCGCCAAAAGCUCGUCGUAGUCGGCAUCUUCGCCAUCGGCUUCUUCGUCUGCCUCGUCUCCCUCAUCCGCCUCGCCAUCCUGAUCCAAGUCAAAAACGCCGCGGACCCCGACUCCACCUACACCAACACCGACCUAGUCUACUGGACCUGCGUCGAGGUCAACACCGCCAUCGUCGUCGCCUGCGCCAUGACGCUCCGGCCGCUCGUCACCCGCUUCUGGCCGCGCCUGUUCGAUUCCCGCGGUAGUAGUGGUGGUGAUGGCGCCGGUGGCGGUGGCGGUGGGGGUGGGAGUAGUGGUGGUGUGUCUGGCGGGGGGCAUGGUCCGCCGUUGACGAUCGGGUCGAAACCUUCGCGGAUGCAGGGGGGGAAGCAUGGGGUGGAGGGGGUGGGGAUUGGGAUUGGGAUUGCGGAGGUUGAUGGGGAUGGAGGGGGGAAUGCAAGGGCGGGCUUGGCGUAUGGGCCGAGUCCGUGGGUGAAGGGGGAUGGGGCGUCGGAGAGGAUGGAGGAUUUGGGGAGGGAGGCCACGGCGAGGUCGAUUGGGUGAUGGGUGGAUGUUGUGGUUGGGUUAUUUUGUGUGCGUUUGCCUUUGGUUAUACCCCCCCCCCGGCGCUGGUGCCGGAUAUGAUGGAAGAUAUAAUGUUAAAACGAGGGGCUAUGGGCUUGGUGGGUAGGUAAUUCUGGGAUACAUAUGGAGGAUGGGUAUUGGGCGUUGGAUGGGGCAUUUGAGGCUACGGAAUAUACAAAGUGAGUACCUACUAAUCAAAUACAGCAAGCAUGGACGCUACAGUUGUGGCCGGUCCAACUGAAA